AUGACAGAGUGUCCCGUCUACCAAAUCAUCCUCUUACGCGUCAGCGUCGCCAUCUUUGUCGAGUACGAGCCCGACGGCGGCGGCGCCCUCUUUUCCUUGACGGGCCCGGCGGGGACGAAGCCGCGGUGCGAAGCCGAGGAGCUCCGCGCGAGCCCGUUUCGGUUCCCGCAGUUUGCGGGCAGCCGGCUGCUCGGCGUCAUGCAGAGACACAGGGUCGACGAGGCCUGGCAGCUGUCCCAGGCGUACGUGGACGGGGCGGACCCGCGCCGCUACGCCGAGGUGACGGACUGGUGUGUCGCCGUGGCGGAGAUGCUCGCGCAACGCGACUUGGUCGUGGCCCGCGCGGCGUGGAUGCUGCCGACGAUUGCGGAGAAUGAGAAUCCCCAGACGGAGCAGGAUCAGGGUAGCUAG
Cordyceps militaris CM01 is the source of this 411-nucleotide messenger RNA. RefSeq lists its product as uncharacterized. Lineage: Eukaryota; Fungi; Ascomycota; Sordariomycetes; Hypocreales; Cordycipitaceae. The coding region runs from base 1 to 411 and encodes 136 amino acids. The transcript has a single exon. The record is from RefSeq and is a predicted model, not a curated record.